This is a messenger RNA of Phyllotreta striolata, 1356 nucleotides long. Lineage: Eukaryota; Metazoa; Arthropoda; Insecta; Coleoptera; Chrysomelidae. The record is from the annotation of a GenBank genome assembly.
AUGAUGGCUCAUAGGAAAAGAAGAAACAAAUUAUGGAAACCAUCAGCAGGCAAACAUGCAUCAGAAAAAUCGCACAUUCCUAAACCAGUGGAGAAAAAAUUCGUCUCCAGCUCAGUACAAACGGACGCAGAAUUGCCGAAGUCAUCGAGAAGGAAGGCCUUCGACUUCAAGGAGCUGGAAUCCGUCGCUCGAAUAACGAACCUGCCCAUCGUCGAAUCGGGAUGGAAUUACGCCGAAGGAGUCUACAAGAAAAUCAAAAACUCCAACGUGCUGGUGCACUGGACACUCGAAUCGGCCGAAUCGUCGGCUCACUCCGUCAUCCAGGCCGCUUCUCCGGCUCUUCUCAUGCUCAAAGGUCCCAUCACUUCCAUCGAUCAGAUAGUUUGCAGGAGUCUGGAUAUCGUAGAGCAAACCGUUCCGUCCAUACAACUUCCACCAGAAAUGAUUUACUGGAAUACCAGACAAUACGUGACGGAGGUGGGCACCAAGAUCGCCCAGCCGGUGUUGAAACGAGCCGAUUCAGUGAAGCAAAUCGGCAACACUGUUUUAGCCAGCAAAUACACAGCCUUCGCAGCCGAUAAGCUCGACGGGGCGCUGAACGUGGCCGAGAAAUACGUCGAUAAAUAUCUACCAGACGAUAACGAUAAAAGCUUCGAAGAGAGCAAAGUCAUCGUGGCGAACGACCCCACGGGGAAAGCCUACCACACGAUGCACCACGCCGAUCGGUUCUCCAGGAAGCUGAAGCGCCGGUUGACCCAAAGGACCAUCGCGGAAGUCAAAGCUCUGAAGCACCAAAGCGCCGAAGCCGUGCACGUUUUGAUCUACGUUAUCGAAUUGGUUGCUACUGAUCCUGUACUGGCGUAUCAGAAAGGCAAGGAGCUUUGGGGUAGUUUGAGCAAGGACGAGCCGGAGAACCAGGCUCGACCGGAGAAUUUGGAGCAGCUGAUCGUGCUGUUGACCAGAGAGUCUGCCAGGAGGAUCGUUCAUUUGAUUAAUUUCACCAGCGCUGUGGUGAGCAAAGUGCCGAAGAAACUGUCGGUUUCCAUUAACUGUCUGGUGCGAGCUUUCUGGAAUGCAACGGAUUCUGCAGUUAAAACAAUACAUAUGGAGGAGGCGCAGAAGAGAAUCACUUCGGUUCUGAAAAGCCAAGGAUAUUUGUUGGUACUCGGGUUAAAGUCUAUGAAUGAUCACUUAAGUGAAUAUUUGGAUCAUGUGGCAGAAGACUUGGGGAAAGCAUCAGGAGGAGAUAACAAGAAAGCUGUGCUUGCUGUUCCGCAAAUAACCUUCCAAACUCCCAAAGCUACCAUCAGAGCGCCCAGUCCCAAAGCGACCAACGGGGUGGAAAAUAAUUUAUAA